This is a messenger RNA of Pungitius pungitius (ninespine stickleback), 2456 nucleotides long. RefSeq names its product cell division control protein 42 homolog. The record is from RefSeq and is a predicted model, not a curated record. Gene Ontology annotation, cellular component: dendritic spine. Gene Ontology annotation, molecular function: GTP binding; GTPase activity; protein kinase binding. The transcript has 6 exons. Gene Ontology annotation, biological process: establishment or maintenance of cell polarity; modification of synaptic structure; endocytosis. NCBI's taxonomy places the organism in Eukaryota, Metazoa, Chordata, Actinopteri, Perciformes, Gasterosteidae. Bases 561 to 1136 code for a protein of 191 amino acids.
GGUUCAAACAGUCUGUCCUUCAUCUCCCUCUGGUGGUCACUGAGGAAUUUUCUGUCUGUUCCACUUACUGAGCCAUUAAUAAUGUGCAAACAGACAAAAAGCCAUGACGUUAGUCGUUUUUAAGCUAGACAAUAUACCACAAAUAUCUGGUUAAACCUCAGUGAAAUUUCAGCCUAAAGAUACCUUCACAUUCUAAAUAAACACAGAGAAGAUGCUGACUGUACGAUCCCCAAUGUUGCCUUCAGGGACCUUAUGUCAAAUUGGGGGGAGAAAUUAUGUAUUUUUCUGGAACGGGUCAUUAUAUUUCUAUCAGAAAAUAAUGUAAUCUGCCCCUUUGUAUGAACCUCAAAGGUAUGUAUACGGUAUUAUGGAUAGAUCAAAAGUGGCAUUACGUUUUUACGUAGAGGCCCCCACUUCCACUUUAGCGUCAAUAAAUCUAGAGGAACCCGAACACACCAGAAUCACAUUUCCGGCUUCCGCGCCGAAGAGAACGGAAGUUUACUGGAAGCACAUGAACGCAGCAGAACGUUACCGUCAACCCUGAGGCUGGAAGAGACGAGAUGCAGACCAUAAAGUGUGUGGUGGUGGGUGACGGUGCUGUGGGAAAGACCUGCCUCCUCAUCUCCUACACCACCAACAAGUUUCCCUCUGAAUACGUCCCCACGGUCUUUGAUAACUAUGCGGUGACGGUGAUGAUCGGCGGGGAGCCGUACACUUUGGGGCUGUUUGACACCGCAGGUCAGGAGGACUACGACCGGCUGCGCCCUCUCAGCUACCCUCAGACCGACGUCUUCCUCGUCUGCUUCUCCGUCGUGUCUCCUUCCUCUUUUGAGAAUGUCAGAGAGAAGUGGGUGCCGGAGAUCUCGCACCACUGCCCGCGCACGCCGUUCCUGCUGGUCGGCACUCAGGUGGAUCUGCGAGACGACAGCAACACUCUGGAGAAACUGGCCAAGAACAAACAGCGAGCUCUGAGCUGCGAGAGCGGAGAGAAACUCGCCCGAGAGCUGAAGGCCGUCAAAUACGUGGAGUGUUCCGCUCUCACGCAGCGGGGACUCAAGAACGUGUUCGACGAGGCCAUCCUGGCUGCUCUGGAGCCUCCGGACAACAAGCCCAAGAAGCGCUGCGUCCUGCUAUAGACGGGCACAGGGGGGGGGCAGGGGGUGGGGGGGGGAUAGACGCAUGUUUUACGCAGUGCCUUCAGCCGUAGUGACUUAACACGCGUGUGGUGCUGGAGGAGACGGGCUUUUUUACGGGCAUCGUUGUAUAUUGUAUUACAGCGUGUGAGCGACACUCCUCACUAACAAUGGACAGUCCAACAGGAAGUGACUUUAGGAAGAUGGAGUCUUUUGGUCAGUGAACGGUCGAGGAUCCUAAAUAUUUAUGGCCGAUCUCAUAGAAAGUGUUUACAGAGUUUAUUAUUACAGAAGCUGAGGGUCAACUCACAAAAUGAGAAAUAAAGCUCACAGCUUUCAGUUUUCUUAACAACCACAAUAAUAAUAAUAAUAAUAAUAAUAGUGGGAUGAGUAAGUAAAAGUAACAAGAUUCUUUGAAUGUAAACUUGACAAAAGAAUGCAGCUUGAAUCUUUUCUCUAAAGCCGUUUCAGUUAAAACACACAUUUACCUGUUGGAUGAAACGCAUUGAUGUGCGAAGGCCUUUUGGAUUAAUGGAGUCAUUUGGUUUAAAGUAAACACGCAGGACGACGUCCGAAAAAAGGACAAAAUAUACUACAAAUGCCAAACUUCACCUCGUAUAUGAAAUGAAACUCAGUGCGUCUUCCAGCAGUCGAGCGAACUGCUUUUUUAAAUCCUCACCUCAUCGCUGCCUUGAAGGAAUCCAGAUGAAUCCUGUGACGUUUUGAGUCUGAAAUCUGCCAAUGACGACCAGCUCUUCUUCAUCACCUUCUCCUCUUCCUCCUCCCACACACGCAUUCUGUUGGGCGUCAUUAAAGAGCGAUCGUUUGACGCUGCGUUCCUCCAGGGGGUAAAGUCCUGGUCCUGGUCCUGGUCCUGGAGGCCUCCUGUGCACCGAUGGCUUCUCUUUCCCUGAGUGGUUUCACGCUGCCAAAUGAGACGGGACAGACGAUCACUAACUGGGGAUCUGUGGAAUAACUGAGGAUAUAUUUGUGGUAACUAGAUUUUAUUUCCUGGAAGGAACGUUUUAAUCGGCCUUAAACUUAAGAAUCUGCCCCAUCAAAAUGAAACUUAAAAACCACUUUCCUAAUUAUAUUUCCUUCUGUUUUGGAGACGACUGACGGAUGAUUAUAAGUAUUAUAUACAUUUCCUUGUUUCUCGGGUGGUCUUGUUUUAGCAGUUUCGGGGCAUCCUUUUUAUUAUUACUUGACGGUGUUGAAGCUGAACCAUUAAUAAGAGCUAAUAAAGCAAUAAUUACACAUGUGGAGAGAUUCAUGUUGGAACUGUUGGGUGUUCGCAAAUAAUAAAAACAGUACUUGAAUGUU